AUGGAUGCGAGUCAUGGGACAGUUCAAACUUUGAAUCAUUUCGAGGAAGAUGAGCUUAAAGGAAUUACUAACAACUAUAGUAUUUGCAUUGGUGAAGGUGGCUUUGGGAAAGUGUAUAAAGGAGUCCUUUCCGAUGACUAUGAUCUAGUUGCAGUGAAGAAAUAUAUCCGUAAAGAUUUAAAGGACGAGUUUGUGGAACUAAAUGAGAAUUUUACCGCCAAGGUAUCAGAUCUUGGAUUGUCAAAGCUUCUUUCAGGUGGCAUCACUCAGUACACAAAUACGGUAGUUGGAAGCAUGAAUUACAUGGAUCCUGAAUAUCUCCGUACAGGAUGUCUUACCCCAAAGAGUGAUGUCUAUAGUUUCGGAAUAGUUCUCUUGGAACUAAUAGCUAGAAAAAGGGCAAAGGAGGGUGAUGUUUACCUAGUUGGAACUUUUGCCGAGGCAAAGGCAAGGGAUUUGAGGGGACUAUUUGAUUCAGAAAUAGCGAACGAAAACAACAUAGGGAUUCUUCAACAGAUGGUGAAACUAGCAAAUGAAUGCCUCAGACGGGAUAGAAAUGAACGUCUUAAAAUGACUGAUGUGGCAGAACGCCUUCGCGUGCUUAAAAGAAAGGUGAGGACUAGACAAGAAAACAGACGUCCCCAAUCCAGUUUGGAAUCAUUCUGUUCAUGGUACAAGAAGAGUCCGAGCUUUCUCGAGAGAAAUGCUAGCAAUCAUAAGAUUCUAUCAGAACUAAGAAAUGUAACAAGAUUCACAAAGGAGGAGAUAAAUGAUGUCACAGAGAAUUACUCUUUUCUACUCGAGGAAAGGGGACCAGCUAAGUUCUUUAAAGGAACACUUGAGGAUAAUACAGCUGUGGUGGUGUGGAAAUUUCUUUAUGCAGACUCAGAAAAGGCAUUCAUCAAUGGAGGCAUCAUCUUGUCUCAAAUUGUUCACAAGAAUAUUAUCAGACUUUUGGGUUGUUGCUUGGAAGCUGAAAGCAGCCAGGAAGAUUUUCCCCUAGACAAACGUAUUGGGAUUGCAAUUAAGACUGCAGAAGCAUUACAGUACCUCCAUUCAUCAACUACUGGUAUCAUCGGACAUGGUAAUGUUGCAGCAUCAAGUAUACUUCUAGACAAUAACUUUUCGCCAAAGCUCACAGAUUUUUCAGGGGCAUGUAAGCUUAUCACGGAGACUGAAAUUACUGCCAGGGAUAGUGUAAUUACGCGCAAUUUUCUUGAGAACAUACUCAACAACUACCCAAAUCACUUUACGUCAGUGUUGAAGAAUCUGGAAAAUGACUUGUACGGGUUUGGCGGUGUUCUAUUUGCACUCAUUAGUAGGGACAACAAUAUUUGUUUAGAUGACAUUGUCUUAAGAUUCACCGAAGCUUACCAAACAGAUAAUAGUGGGGAGGCGUUCUUCGAUAAGGUUAUAACAGCCGAAGAAGAAACCAAUGUCCUGCAAGAGAUCGGGAGGUUGGCACUAAAGUGUACGGUCUCGAAUGUUGAUGACAUGGAUAAGAGACCAAACAAUGAAGGAAGUGGCAGAACAACUUCACAUGAUUAG
Miscanthus lutarioriparius is the source of this 1548-nucleotide messenger RNA. The record is from the annotation of a GenBank genome assembly. NCBI's taxonomy places the organism in Eukaryota, Viridiplantae, Streptophyta, Magnoliopsida, Poales, Poaceae.